Molecule: messenger RNA, 1596 nt
Organism: Ambispora leptoticha
Lineage: Eukaryota; Fungi; Glomeromycota; Glomeromycetes; Archaeosporales; Ambisporaceae
Source: the annotation of a GenBank genome assembly
AUGUCAAGUUGCUUUGGGCGCUUUCCGCCUACUACUAUUACUACUAUUAAUUUAUUUAAUAAAAGCGUUCGUGAAAAGUAUUUGCCUAAUAUUUCAAAAGUCUUUCACAGCCCUUCAUUUUAUUACAAUACCAAAAAACAGCAACAUAAAUCCAGUUCACAUGUUGCUGGCAUCAACACCAUCAAUAACCCUUUUCGCCUUGCAAUUAUUGGUAGUGGACCAGCAGGGUUCUACACAGCUCAGCGAGUUCUAAAAAACUGCUCGUUUGCUACAGUAGACAUGUAUGAAGCGCUACCGACUCCACACGGGUUAGUCCGGUACGGUGUUGCCCCCGAUCACCCGGAGGUCAAGAACGCUCAAAAUAGAUUCGACGAGGUCGCGCGUGAUCCAAGGUAUAGAUUUGUGGGUAAUGUGAGUGUAGGCACAAACCUCACAAUCAACGAUCUCAAAGCACAUCACGAUGCAAUAGUGUUAUCGUAUGGCGCAACCGAGGAAAAAACUCUUGGAAUCGAAUUCGAGGACGGUACAGUAUUGAAAAAUAUUUUUUCUGCACGAGAGUUUGUAGGGUGGUAUAAUGGGAUGCCACAAUAUCGUAAUUUGAUGCCGGAUUUGACGAGAUCGGAUACGGCUGUGGUGAUUGGUCAUGGAAAUGUCGCGCUAGACAUUGCACGUAUUUUGUUGAUGGAUGUUGGUGCGUUGGCAAAGACUGAUAUUACGGAGUACGCGUUAUCAGCGCUACGGAAUAGUAAAAUACGGAAUGUUAUUGUGCUGGGAAGAAGAGGGCCGUUGCAGGUUUCAUUUACCGCCAAAGAACUACGCGAAAUGAUGAACUUGCCAAACACAAAAUUCGUGACUGAGUUCAAUUUUGUGAAACAAGAAUUAGAAACACAUGCUGAUUUAAUUUCGAAAAAUCGUUCAUUGAAGCGGUUAAUGCAAAUUAUAGAAAAGGGAUUUAUUAAUACUACAACUACCAAUAAUCAACCCGAAAAAACAUGGACAUUAAAGUUUCUACGAAGUCCAAUAGAAUUUAUUCCAAAUAAUGAAACGGAACCUUCGUAUGUACAAGGAUUAAGACUAAAUGUGAAUAGACUGGAGGGUUCAUUCGAGAAAUGCGUUGCGGUUCCAACUGGUAAUGUGGAAGAAUUAGAAGCUAGUUUGGUCGUGAAGAGCCUUGGGUAUCGUAGUAAACCGCUAGAGGGUGUACCAUUCGAUCAUAAAAGGGGGCUGAUACCUAAUGUGAAUGGUAAAAUGUUGGACGAAGAGGGCAACGAGUUGCCCGGAUUCUAUGUCUCUGGAUGGAUCAAAAGAGGCCCAAGCGGAGUCAUAGCUGCCACGAUGUACGACGCGUACGAAACAGCCGAAACUAUACUAUCGGAUAUCGAUCAGAAAAAACCAAUGAUUCCUAAUCCCGGGAUAGGGCCUAAACAAGGCGCGGACGCGAUAAUACCAUUACUAAAAGAAAGAGGUGUGCGUACUGUGUCAUUUGAUGAUUGGAAGAAAGUCGAAGAGAAAGAGAACGAGUUAGGUAGACAGAAAGGAAAACCGAGGGAGAAAGUUGUCACUACUGAGCAAGUUUUGGAAAUAUUGGGAGAUUGA